GCUAAAGGUAGUAAACAGUCUAUGGCGAUGGCUUGAAUUUGUGACACUGUUGUGUUCCAUAGUAGUUGAUAAUGUAUUCCAUUCAGCCCAAUGAAAUUACGAACCGAAAGAUGCCUGCAUUUUUGCAGAGCAUCGAAGUUGAAAAUUUUAAGUCUUAUCGCGGUAAAUUCACAAUUGGACCACUUAAAUCGUUCACUGCAGUUGUUGGUCCCAACGGUUCUGGUAAAUCGAAUUUUAUGGAUGCCAUCAGUUUUGUUAUGGGAGAGAAGACCUCUGCAUUGAGAGUUAAAAGACUGAGUGAUCUUAUUCAUGGUGCUUCUAUUGGGAGACCUAUUUCUAAAGUAGCUUCAGUGACUGCUGUAUUUUUGAUGGAAGAUGGUGCUACCAAACGCUUUACAAGGACAGUUCAAGGUUCGUCUUCUGACUACAAGAUUGACAGAGAACCUGUAUCCACUCAAAAAUAUUUGGGUGACUUAGAACAUAUAGGCAUCAACGUGAAAGCAAAAAACUUCCUUGUGUUUCAAGGAGCUGUUGAAUCUAUAGCAAUGAAAAACCCAAAAGAAUUAACUGCACUUUUUGAAGAAAUCAGCGGGUCUGGAGCACUAAAAGAAGAGUAUGACCAUGUUAAAUCUGAAGUGUUAAAAGCUGAAGAAGAAACAAAUUUCACUUACUUAAAAAAACGAGGUGUUGUCGCCGAAAGAAAAGAGGCGAAAAUGGAAAAGGAUGAAGCCGAAAAAUAUCAACGACUAAAGGAUGAGUUGGUUGAAAAAGAAGUAGAAUAUCAAUUGUUUAGGCUUUAUCACAAUGAAAAUGACAUCCAGUAUUACGAAGGCGAGUUGGCUAAAAAGAAAAAAGAUGUAGAAAAAGUUGAAAAAAAGAAGGAGCAGGCUGAAGAAGUGUUAAAGGAAAAAAAGAAAGAACAAGGAAAAUCUAACAGGGAGCUAGCUAAAAUUGACCAAGAAAUUAGGGAAGUUGAAGCAGAGGUUAAUAAGAAAAGGCCAUCAUUCAUUAAGAGUAAAGAGAGAACAACACAUUUACAGAAAAAGUUAAACACUGCUAAAAAAUCUCUAGCUGAAGUAAAGACAGCCGCUGAAGCACAUGCUGAAGAUACCAGGCUACUUGAGGAAGAGCUUGCUGAAGUAAAUAGGAAGAGAGAAGAGUAUGAAUCAAACGAGAAGGAUGCUUCUCAAAGUCAAGGCAGGGAUAUCCAGUUGGAAGAAAACCAGGUUCAAGAAUAUCAUCAGCUUAAGAUUGAAGCUCAGAAAAAAUCAGCUCAGUAUCUGCAAGAUUUAGAUUCUAUUAACCGUGAACAGAAGGCUGAGCAAGAUGAAUUAGAUAAUGAAGUUAGAUUGAUGGUUCAGUUAGAGAGUCAAAUCAAGCAAAAAACCCAUGAAAAGGAAGAAGCCCAAAAACGAGUUGAUAAACUCACUGAUCAUAUAAGGAGUAGUGAACAGUCAUUAGAAGAACAAAAAAAGCUUCAACAAGACUUGCAAAGCGAUGUGGGAACCUCUAAAGACAAGGUUAAGGAAUUACAGGCAGAGUUAGAAUCAAUUAUGGAACAACUGGGAGAUGCACGAGUCGACAAGCAUGAAGAUUCAAGGAGGAAAAAGAAGCAAGAAAUUGUAGAGAACUUCAAAAAAAAUUUCCCUAAAGGAGUCUAUGAUCGUAUGAUCAAUAUGUGUCAUCCACAGCAUAAGAAAUUUAAUGUGGCUGUAACAAAAGUAUUGGGUAAAUAUAUGGAAGCUAUAGUAGUUGAUACUGAGAAAACAGCUAGACAAUGCAUUCAAUAUUUGAAAGAAAAUCUUCUAGAUCCAGAGACAUUUCUACCUCUCGAUUACAUACAGACAAAACCACUUAAGGAAAGAUUGAGGGCCAUCAAAGAUCCCAAAAACACUAGGUUGUUGUAUGACAUAUUGAACUUCCAUCCUCCUGACAUUAAACAGGCAGUAUUGUUUGCUACGAAUAAUGCUCUAGUCUGUGACACUCCUGAGGAUGCGAUGCGAGCUGCUUAUGAAAUUGAUUCCAACAGAUAUGAUGCGGUUGCAUUGGAUGGAACAUUCUAUCAGAAAUCAGGUAUCAUGUCAGGAGGUAGCUUGGAUUUAGCAAGAAAAGCUAAAAGGUGGGAUGAAAAGCAAAUGUCACAGUUAAAAUCUAAGAAGGAAAAAUUAACCGAUGAUCUCAGAGAAGCAGUGAAGAAGUCGAGAAAAGAGUCUGAAUUAAACACUGUGGAAUCGCAGAUUCGAGGAUUAGAAACGAGAAUCAGAUAUGCAAAAUCUGAUAAGGACAAAACUUUAAAACAAAUUGCUGAUCUUGAAAAAGAGUUGAAAGUUUUGGAGCAGCGUUAUGAAGAUAGUGGUCCUAGAAGAGAAAAGAUAGAAAAAUCUAUGGCAGAAAGAGACAUACGUAUCCAGGAUAUGAAGGAAAGGAUGAAUAGCGUUGAAGAUGUUGUUUUCAAGGAUUUUUGUACCAGGAUUGGGAUGGCAAACAUCCGUCAAUAUGAGGAGAGAGAACUAAGAUCUCAGCAAGAAAGAAUGAAAAAGAGAAUGGAAUUCGAAAACCAAAAAAAUCGAAUUGUAAAUCAGCUGGAGUUUGAAAAAUCUAAAGACAAAAAAAUAAGAGAUAAUGUAAUAAGAUGGGAAACAGCUGUAAAGGAUGAUGAGGAAGAGCUUAAUAUUGCUCGAAUGGCCGAGCAGAAACAACAGUUGGAUCUGGAAAAACAUAUGAAACAAAUUGAAGAAUUGAAAUCUAAACGUUUGUUGCAUAAGCAGGAGGCUGACAAGAUGGAAGAUGCCAUUGGAAAAGCCAGAAGAGAAGUUGGAUCUAUUGCUAAAGAUAUUCAAACCGCACAAAAAUCAGUCACGAAUAUUGAAUCAAAACUAGAAAUGAAGAAACUAGAAAGACACAGUAUUUUAAUGCAUUGCAAGAUGGAGGACAUAUCCAUCCCCAUGUUAAAAGGAAAUAUGGAAGAUAUUGGCCAAGAGUCCACAGCUAAUGACUCGAAUGCUGACUCUAGUGUGGGUGGUUCUCAACAAAUCCAUGAUAGAGAAAGCAGAAUUGUUGUUGACUAUUCUGGACUUUCUGAUAAUUUGAAAGACAUUGAUGACGAUGAUGUCAAGAAAGUUGGUGAUAAGUUGGCCAAAGUUAUCAACGAUCAAAAUUCUAUGUUACAAAAGAUUCAAGCACCUAACAUGAAGGCGAUUGAAAAACUUGAAUUGGCCCGUGGAAAACUUGCAGUUACAAAUGAAGAAUUUGAAGCAGCUAGAAGAAGAGCGAAAAAGGCCAAAACUAAUUUUGAAAGAAUUAAAAAGGAGCGAUAUGACAAAUUUACUGAAUGUUUUGAACAUGUCUCAAAUAAUAUUGAUAAUAUUUACAAAUCUUUGGCCAAAAAUCCAUCCGCACAAGCUUACCUUUCUUGUGAAAAUCCAGAAGAGCCUUACCUGGAUGGAAUAUCUUAUAACUGUGUUGCCCCAGGAAAAAGAUUUCAACCCAUGUCAAAUCUUUCUGGAGGAGAGAAGACAAUAGCUGCCCUGGCGCUUCUUUUCGCAAUUCAUAGUUAUCAGCCUGCUCCAUUCUUUGUAUUGGAUGAGAUUGAUGCUGCCCUCGACAACACAAAUAUUGGCAAGGUUGCUUCUUAUAUCCACGGUCUUCAAAACCUUCAAACCAUUGUAAUUUCUCUUAAAGAGGAAUUUUUCAGCCAUGCUGAAUCACUUAUUGGGAUUUGCCCUGAUGUUGGUGAUUGUUUGAUCAGUAGGGUUAUCACAUUGGACCUGUCUCAUUUUUCUCAACAUUGGUAAUAGAGCUGAUUUUAAUGUGGAAAUAUUUUAAAUUGUAUUUAUUAUAUUUUAUUGAAAAUUGUAUAUUAAUAAAAUAGUUUAUUUAUAGAUGUUGUAUAGUUUUUAAUAUGUCUGAAAGGGGGUUAAUGUUAACAAAUAUUGUUAUAUGUUAUGCAAAUGAUGAUUUAAAUUUAACGUUACUUGAUCAACAGGACAUUAGUUACAGUAAUGGAAUCAUUCCUUAUGUUCCUUUAUAAAAUUUAUGUUAAAACAUAGCCUACAGUUGUUCACUGGAUUUGUUCCACAAAAAAAUGUUUGGUUGGCAUGUCCUAAUUUUAAACUUUUUAAAAAGCUGAUUUAUUUGCUUAGAAUAUAGAAUAUAUAAUAUCUCAUAUUCUGAGUGUUUGUUUUAAUGUUUUACUCAAUUUUAUGUACUACCGUAUUCUUUUAUUUCAGCAAUUCCAAUUUUAAUGAAUUGUAUUUUAAUAAAGUUGAUUGUUUAUAUUUUUA
This is a messenger RNA of Nezara viridula (southern green stink bug), 4283 nucleotides long. NCBI's taxonomy places the organism in Eukaryota, Metazoa, Arthropoda, Insecta, Hemiptera, Pentatomidae. The record is from the annotation of a GenBank genome assembly.